AUGAAGGAUGUUCCUUUAUCCCCACUUUGCGGUUCUCCUUGCCGUUGUCGAGCUUCAGGUUCAUCUCUGGCUCAGUUAGAGAGCUCACAGCUUGAGAAGCUGCUCUCUCAAAGACCCUGCCUUGGAAAAAAUGGGCUCAGGCUCAUCCUCAGCCCUAAUAAGGCCACCAUCACUGUGGACUGCACUACAGCACAGGUGCUGGAUGUGAACAAGCAAGCCUGCAAGCUCUUUGAGUACACACGCAGUGAGCUGACUGGGCGAACGCUGACCUUCCUUCUGAAGACAAGUCGGAUCUCUGAGGAUGUCUUGGGAGAAGAAAUCCUGGACUCUGCAGGCAACUUAAUCACCAUAUCAGGAAAAGUGGUAAAUGCAGUGAGUAAAGCAGGCUCAGAGUUCCCGGUGUCUGUGUGGACACGCUCACAUAAUCACAAAACCUGCGUACUGCUUCUGGAGAGAGUGGAGAGGAUAUCGGCCCACUUCUCCUUCUCUAAAGAGGGUGGAAUUCUCAGCUGUGACUCCACCUUUGCUAAUCUCCAUGGUUACUGUAAUGCUGAGGAGUUGAUGGGGCUUUCCGUCACAUCUCUGAUGCCAACGCUUCACGUUCCGCUGCAGUGUCGGACCAUACCAAAGAUAAUGCGUGUGCAGAGCGUGUGUGUGCAGGGCAGGAGUAGCGCAGAGCUCCGUGUGUGUGUGCGAUUGCGUGCCGCUGUAUCUUGCGGAGGGCCUUUGAGCCAGAUGGGCAAAUCCACCUGUGUUGAACCCAGUGAAAAUUCACGUGCAGCACUCCCUGAUGCAGGAGCAGAUGGUGCUGGUGAAGGCAUGUGCUCGCCCCUCCCAGAUGUGGUUUAUUCUGGGUCACUGUGGACUUUUGUUCCCUCCAGCAGCCUUCUGACUCUCUACCCCAAUGGCACCAUUAACAGCAUCAACAGUAUCUACUGUCCCCUGCUGAUGGGAUAUAGCAUGACUGAGCUUCUAGGCAAGAAGAUCACCUUCUUGAUUCCAGCCUUUUACGAGAUGAUGUGUGCCUUUGACAGAAGCCCCAGUCCUGUAUCUUAUCAAGAAGAUGGCUCUGCAUCCAGUUCUUCUAGUAGCCACACAGACUCCUGCAGAUCCUUUAUUGUAGGUGGGGGUGGUGUUUUAAGCCCAUCUGCUUGUGCUACCUCAGCAAUGGAGAAUCAAGACACAUGUAGUCCCAAGGCUCUACUGGCCAAAGACAGUAUGUUGUUCCCAGCCCUGAAGAGGAAAGGAGGUGCUGCAAAAGGGAAGCGAGCCUUCAUUGCAGCCAGGGCCAAGCAAGAGCAUCAGGCCCCUUCUGCCAUUACUGUUCCUGCGAUCUCCCCCAUGCCUGCAAACAAUUUGGAGGACACUACAGAGCUAUGCAAGGAGGCAGCUGCAGUAAUAGCCCAGCGUGACGAGUCCGGUUCAGCUGAUUCCACUACAUCUCUACUGCACACCUUUGCUUUGCUCGAGUCCCAGGAUUGCUCAGCCCGACUCCAGAACUCCAGCUUUGAGGUGAUCUCCCUUGGCAGUCGCUCAUCCUCGGGUUUCUGUGAAAAGUGGGCAGGCCCUGAGAAACCAGACGACACGCAACACGAAGUAGAAGUAGCAGAUUCAAGCAGCUGCUUCCUAGACCUGGAUGCUAACGGUGACGCGAUUGCAUUUGCUAUUGGAGAGCUAGAGCUAAGUGAGUGUGACACGGCUGAGCUCCUGCGCACACAAUCGCCUUGCAUUGUGGAGUCUGAGCCUGAAACCGAGCCCCCUGAACAGAAAAUUACUGAGCAGGAAUGUCUGGGUGUGUGUGUCGGUCCGUCGCUAAAACCGUUAUUACUUUUCGAGGGAAACCCAGAGCAAUGGAAUGCUGAGUUGAAAAAUUCAGAACAGUGUACUCCAUUCUCAGAGCUCUGUAAAAGUGGGAUGCUGUUAUCAAGUGACAGACCAGCAACCUCCACCCCAAAAAGGCCACUGUCCACCACUGCUAGACCACUUUCCCCUCUCGCCCUGAUACAGGAGGGCAGGUUUCGUGCCAACUGCUACCACCGAGAUGGAACGCCAAUUGAGGUGCAGUGUGACGUGUGCAGAGCUACUCUCUCUAGUGGAGGUGCUUUGUUCUGUGUGUGGCUGAGUGGGAGUCAUCUUUUCCUCCACCAGCAGGAAACGCUGCAGAGCACCCAGACCUCUAUACCAGAAUCUUCCAUUGAGGACAGCUUAGCCUCCAGCCUGCGAGAGGUGAUCAGUGAAGCAGAUUAUGGUAAGGGUCUGCGCUCCUCCAUGAGCCUGGAGCAGUCUGGAGCAUGUGAAGGACAGUUUGAGGAAGAUUAUCAUGCAUUGCAACCCAUAGGGAAGGGAGCCUUUGGCGUUGUCUGGCUCGCCUUACGACGUUGCAACGAACAGGAGGUGGUAGUGAAGUUUAUCAGGAAGAGCAGGGUGGUGGAGGAGUGUUGGGUGGAAGACCCUGAACUGGGUCGGGUCACUCAGGAAGUGGCCAUACUCGCCCGAUUGCAUCACUCCAACAUUGUCAAGGUGCUGGAGGUGUUUGAGAAUGAGAACUUCUUCCAGAUGGUAAUGGAGAAACAUGGAGAUGGCCUUGACUUGUUUGAGUUCAUUGACAUGCAGCCCAGGCUGGAUGAACCACUAGCCAGCUACAUCUUCAGGCAGUUGGUGUCAGCAGUGACUUACCUUCGUGGGAAAGGCAUAUUGCACAGGGACAUUAAAGAUGAGAAUGUCAUCAUAGACACGGAGUUUCAUAUCAGACUGAUUGAUUUUGGCUCUGCGACCCUCCUGGAGCCUGGCAAGCUCUUCCACACAUUUUGUGGCACGUUGGAGUACUGCUCACCUGAGGUGCUGCAAGGAAACCCGUAUAAAGGACCGGAACUGGAGAUGUGGUCUCUAGGAGUACUUGUGUACACCCUGCUGUUCAGUGAAAACCCUUUUUGUAGUGUGGAAGAGACCAUCCAAGCCAAACUUAACAUCCCCUGUGACAUCUCUACAGAUUUGUAUAGACUGCUGGCUGGUUUGCUGCACCGAGAGCCGUCUGAGAGAAUGACACUGGAGGAGCUCCUGCAGGAACCGUGGAUACGGCAGCCCAUUAACCUGGCAGAGUACAGCUGGACUGAAGUGUUCCCCUGCAAUCAUGACUCUUCCGAGCAAAAUCGGUACAGUCCAGAUAUGCAGCAUGAGGCCAGUGCGCAUGCUGCCACUGACGAGACUUCUCUGCAGGAGGAGGAUGAUGAUGAUGAUGAUGAUGAUGAUGAAAUAGAGGAAGAUGAGGAUAAAGAGCAAAGGAGAACUAUGGCAGCGCUGGAGUUUGAACUCCUUAAGUAUCUAAUUGAAGACUGAGGAAGCUUUUGAACAGAGACCUGCAAUGGGAAACGGUUCAAAUAAGAAAGAGAGAGGUGGAAAAAAUAACUGCUGCUACUCUUUCCAAUUGUUUUUGAUGUUGUGUUUGAAGACUUUGAUUAACCGUCAGUCAGGUUCCAUGAUGUCCUGCAUGAACACCAACCUUCAAAAUACACCUGUCUUUGUUUCAACACUAAAUUAUGUUUGAGAUGACUGGCAUAGAAGGCAGAGAGAGGGCUAGCCCAUGUUGCAAAAAAAACAAACAAAAAAACAACCAUUGCUGUAUUUGGCACUGGUGAUGUAAAUCACAAAUUAAACGGGCAGUGUCUAAAUUGUUGCACUCUUUGUUUCAGAACACUGUUUAUCCGUUGGAAAAUGAAGUAAAAGUAUGGAGUACUGUAAAAGCAAUCAAGAGUGCUGUGCCUAUUUUAAAUUAUGUAGAUGUAUGGUUGCAUGCAUUGAUCACUUAAGGAACAGCCUUGAAAUGCUACGUUUAAAAGAAGCAAUUAUAAAC
Molecule: messenger RNA, 3850 nt
Organism: Ictalurus furcatus (blue catfish)
Lineage: Eukaryota; Metazoa; Chordata; Actinopteri; Siluriformes; Ictaluridae
Gene: pask
Product: PAS domain containing serine/threonine kinase
Exons: 18
Coding region: 1-3336 (1111 amino acids)
Biological process (GO): intracellular signal transduction; protein phosphorylation; negative regulation of glycogen biosynthetic process
Cellular component (GO): nucleus; cytoplasm; cytosol
Molecular function (GO): protein serine/threonine kinase activity; ATP binding
Source: RefSeq, a predicted model, not a curated record